Molecule: messenger RNA, 435 nt
Organism: Phragmites australis (common reed)
Lineage: Eukaryota; Viridiplantae; Streptophyta; Magnoliopsida; Poales; Poaceae
Product: plant-specific TFIIB-related protein 1-like
Exons: 2
Coding region: 1-435 (144 amino acids)
Source: RefSeq, a predicted model, not a curated record
AUGCACCGUCCUCGAGCGUCAUCUCCAAACGCAUCUCUUCUCCCCCCCUCCCUCCCCUCCCUCCACCCGCUCCCUCUCGUCACCCUCGACCUCACCGCCAUCGAGCCAUCCCCAUCCUGCGAUAUCCACAACGAUGAAGACCCCUUCCUCCCCACGUGUUUCGUUUUCGUCUUCUCGGCCUUCUCCCUCGAGUGCCACCCUGUUCUCACUCGCUCCGCCUCCGCCUUCUCCGGUCUCCUCGCCGCGCUCGAGCGCUUCCUUGCCAUCGACUCCCCAAGGAUCAUCGACAUCGCCUUCAAACUCAGGCUAGACCAGGACAUAGCCGACCACGCCUUCGAUCUCUUCAAGGACUGCUCGUCCACGACAUGCCUCAGGAACCAAAGUGUUGAGGCGCUCAUGAUCGCCAUGCUCGUGCAGGCCAUCCGUGAGGCGUAA